Messenger RNA from Eremothecium gossypii ATCC 10895, 2124 nucleotides. It is a transcript of the gene GUS1, whose product is annotated as glutamate--tRNA ligase GUS1. Gene Ontology annotation, biological process: glutamyl-tRNA aminoacylation; translation. Lineage: Eukaryota; Fungi; Ascomycota; Saccharomycetes; Saccharomycetales; Saccharomycetaceae. The coding region runs from base 1 to 2124 and encodes 707 amino acids. The transcript has a single exon. The record is from RefSeq and is marked provisional. Gene Ontology annotation, cellular component: cytosol; methionyl glutamyl tRNA synthetase complex; cytoplasm. Gene Ontology annotation, molecular function: glutamate-tRNA ligase activity; ATP binding.
AUGUCUUCCACUUUGAUCAUUGCUGCUAAGUCACCGGCAGUUGCUUAUGCAGAGCUAAUUGCAGCUCGCGCUGUGAACGAGGCGAAGCAGGACGCUGUGGCCAUCCAGUUUACGGAGGGGAAGGAAGCCGCGGCAGCGUCGUUCGACGGGGAAUCGCAGAAUGCGCUUGAAAGAAUGGUGGAGAAGUACCCAGACGUGCUCGGAUCCGUACCCGAGGAGGCUGCGUGGUGGAUAGCAUAUGCCAGAACGGAUCUUGUUGUCAAGGACUUCAAGAAGCUGUCCGGAUCGCUAGAGAAGCUGGACGCGCACUUGAACCUGCGGACGUUUGUGCUGGGCGGCAUGCAGCCCACAGUUGCGGACGUCGCGGUGUGGGGCGCUCUGCGCUCCAAUGGACCUGUGGGCUCGAUUAUCAAGAACAAGGUGUACGUGAACGUGUCGCGCUGGUACACCACGUUGGAGCUGAUCCCUGCGUUUGGGGGAGCGCACGAGUUCCUGGCUAAGAGCUUGAAGGAGCUAAAGGCUGCGGGAAACGUAAACAAGAAGAAGGAGACACACAAGGCGAACUUUGAGAUUGACUUGCCGGAUGCCAAGAUCGGCGAGGUUGUGACCCGUUUCCCACCAGAGCCCUCUGGAUACCUGCACAUCGGACACGCGAAGGCGGCGCUGUUGAACCAGUAUUUUGCACAGGCAUACAAAGGUAAGUUGAUCAUCAGGUUCGACGACACCAACCCGUCCAAGGAAAGGGUUGAGUUCCAGGACUCUAUCUUGGAGGACCUGGAGCUACUGGGCAUCAAGGGUGACAGAAUUACCCACUCCUCCGACUACUUCCAGGAGAUGUACGAUUACUGUGUGCAAAUGAUCAAGGAGGGCAAGGCCUACUGUGAUGACACUCCUACCGAACGCAUGCGUGAAGAGCGUAUGGAAGGGAUUGCCUCUGCGAGAAGAGAGCGUUCGGUUGAAGAAAACUUGAAGAUUUUCACGGAGGAGAUGAAAAACGGUACCGAGGAGGGUUUAAAGAACUGUGUUCGUGCCAAGAUUGACUACGCAGCCCUAAACAAGACACUAAGAGACCCUGUCCUUUACAGAUGCAACUUGACCCCACAUCACCGCACCGGUACCGCUUGGAAGAUCUACCCCACAUACGACUUCUGUGUUCCAAUUGUGGAUGCGCUAGAAGGUGUCACCCAUGCUCUACGUACGAUUGAAUACAGAGACCGCAAUGCUCAGUACGAGUGGAUGUUGAAUGCCCUAAAGUUGAGAAAGGUUCACAUCUGGGACUUUGCGCGUGUGAACUUUGUUCGGACGCUGUUGUCCAAGAGAAAGCUACAAUGGCUGGUUGACAAGCAGGUUGUCUCCAACUGGGAUGACCCUAGAUUCCCAACUGUAAGAGGUGUGAGAAGACGCGGUAUGACCAUUGAGGGUCUUCGCAACUUCGUGCUAUCCCAGGGCCCUUCCAGAAAUGUUAUUAACCUGGAAUGGAACCUCAUCUGGGCAUUCAACAAGAAGGUCAUUGACCCAAUUGCUCCAAGACACACGGUGGUCACUAACCCGGUUAAACUUCAUUUGAAUGGUGCUGAUGUUCCUCAGACGCCUCUAACGGAAAUGAAACCAAAACACAAAAAGAACCCAGCCGUUGGCGAGAAGAAGGUCAUCUAUUACAAGGAUGUUCUAAUUGGCGCUGAGGAUGCUGCGAUGCUUGCGGCUGGUGAAGAGGUUACAUUGAUGGACUGGGGUAAUGCUAUUAUCAGAGGGAAGAAUGACGAUGGGUCCUUGACCGCGGACUUGAACUUGGAAGGUGAUUUCAAGAAGACCAAGUUCAAAUUAACUUGGUUGGCAGACACCUCAGACACCGUUCCUGUGGACUUGGUUGACUUUGACCACUUGAUCAGCAAGGACAGACUAGAGGAAGAGGAUAACUUUGAAGACUUCCUCACCCCGGAGACGGAAUUCCACACGACAGCCAUCGCAGACUUGAAUGUCAAGGAUAUGAAGGUUGGUGAUGUUAUUCAGUUCGAAAGAACCGGGUAUUAUAGACUAGACACCGUUGGAUCCGGCGACAAACCUUUUGUCUUCUUCACUAUUCCAGAUGGUAAGGCUGUCAACAAGUACGGUGCUAAGAAAUGA